CAUGCCAUGCACACAUAACUCAGAUAGAUAAGAAAAAAUUUUGGACAUCUAAAUAUUACAUCAGAAAUUAGGAAAAGGGAAAAAUACACUCAAUCUUGCUUCCCAAAUUUAGACAACGGAAAUCCCCUGCUUCAUACCGCUUCACAGUGUAAAGGGUACUUAAGCAACACAGAGGAGACACAUGCACACAGUAGCAUCAACAGAAAGAGAAACAUUCAGCGUGGCGGUGCACUGCAAAGAAUUACUCAGCUACAUAUUAACAGUCAGAACGGGGACCAGAAGCAUUUUAAGUUGACAGAAUAAUGAUGAAUCAAACAAACCACACCGAGGAUGUCUUCUCCUGCUACAGUCCUUCUGUUGAAGGAUACCGGUACUUCGCUGUGCUGUGGGGAUGUGCUGUAACCAUCACGGGUACGGUCGGGAACCUGAUGACCGUUCUGGCUUUCGCUUUAGACUCACGUCUGAGGACUCGCUUCAAUGUGCUCAUUGUCAACCUGGCUGUCGCUGAUCUCUUGUACUGCACCAUCCUGCAGCCCAUCUCCGUCGACUCCUAUCUACACCUCAGGUGGCGCAGUGGUCAUUUGUGGUGCAGAAUCUUCGGCCUGCUCCUCUUCCUCUCCAACUCGGUCUCCAUCAUUACCCUCUGCCUGUUAGCAGUGGGCAGAUAUCUCCUGGUUGCAAAGAGAGCUGUGUUUGACCGUGUUUUUUCUAACCACGGUCUUACUUUACUCAUCAUCUUUGCAUGGGCGCUCGGCCUGGUCAGCUUUGGUCCACUCUGGUCUGUCUAUGUGUUUGUGCCACAGGUGUGCACAUGCAGCUUCCAUCGUACAGAGGGUCGUCCUUACACCACCAUCCUGCUAUUUUUUUAUUUUUUUAUUGGUCUGGGCUUUGUUGGUGCAUUCUACCUGCUAAUUUACAAAAAAGUUCAGGCUGCAUCACAAGCUCUGCUCCGCUACAGACUCAGCCGCCGGUCAUCCAAGACAAAACCAGCAUCUUCAGUUCAAGGGACCGACGACAGCGGUGUGGAGAGUGGCAUAAAGACAUGCACCUCUGAUCUGAGCAGCCAAGAAAUAUCCCAAAACAUGGAUGUGAAAAAUCAAGAUGUGACCUGUGAAAAGUCUUCCUUUUCCACCACAAGCAAUGACACAGCCUUAAAUUCAUCAGCAGCAAAGAAGCCUUCCACUGAUAUCAUCGAAAAACCACUUACAACCACACCUGCUAAAACAGCUCACUCAUCGCAUUCUGCAACCUCAGGGGAUGACAGUGAAUUCAAGCGUGUGACACGGAUGUGCUUCACUGUUUUCCUCUGUUUUGUGUUCUGCUUUGUCCCAUUUCUGUUGCUGAACAUAGCCGACAAACAGAACCGCGCCCCGCAGGUAUUGCACAUGUUCUGUGCCAAUCUCACCUGGCUCAACAGCUGCAUUAACCCUGUGCUGUAUGCCAUCAUGAACCGCCAGUUUCGACAGGCCUAUCAUGUGGUGCUCAGUAAGGUGGCGGCUCCUUUUACCCGCCUCUACGGCAGGUAAAACGUGUCGCUACUAGAUCCUGAUUCCUUGGAACUGAAAUUUGCCCGACAUACAAAACUGCUUUUGUGAUUCUUCUUAUUCAUGUUACAUUACAGCUCUUUAAUACGCACAAAAAUCUUAACUAUUAUAUUUUUAUAUGUUGUCAUCCUUAAAUGGAAGCUGUUGUACUUUGUAUAUACCCAAAACAGAACAUGUGUUUUUGUUAUGUAAUAAAUUAUAUUUUGUGAUACAUUUUA
Messenger RNA from Oreochromis niloticus (Nile tilapia), 1762 nucleotides. It is a transcript of the gene gpr84, whose product is annotated as G protein-coupled receptor 84. Gene Ontology annotation, biological process: neuropeptide signaling pathway. Bases 303 to 1526 code for a protein of 407 amino acids. Gene Ontology annotation, molecular function: urotensin II receptor activity. The transcript has 2 exons. Lineage: Eukaryota; Metazoa; Chordata; Actinopteri; Cichliformes; Cichlidae. The record is from RefSeq and is a predicted model, not a curated record. Gene Ontology annotation, cellular component: plasma membrane.